AUGGCAUCUUCGUCUUUGCAACAAGAAAAAGGCAAUCAUGGUGAUGAUACUGGAAAUAUUAUGCUGAAAAAAGGAACAUGGUCAUCUCAAGAGGAUCAAGUAUUAGUAGAAUAUGUGAAAAAUUAUGGAGCUAGAAAGUGGGAUUCGGUACGAAAGAAAACAAAACUUGUUCGAGAUGGAAAAAGUUGUCGUUUAAGAUGGUUAAAUCAUCUAAAACCAACUUUAAAAAAGUGUUCAUUCAAUGAAGAAGAAAGGGAGAAACUUAUUCGUCUCUAUAAAGAAUUAGGACCCAAAUGGUCUCGCAUGGUUUCAAAGUUUCCUGGAAGAACCGAUAACGAGUUAAAGAAUUUUAUUAAUUCAAGAAAAAGAAGUUUAAAAAAUUCUAGAAAGAACCUAGCUCGAGAAAGCAUAAACCAUGUUGAUGAGUUGAAUGAUAAUGUUGGAGAAAUUAGAUUGAAGAAGGGUUCUAGUAACCAAAAUAAUAAUGCCUUCGAAGAAGAAGAAGAAAUGACUCUACCAAGAGUGGAAUUUGAUCAUCAAAACAUUAUGCACGCAAACUAUCUUAAUCAAAUUUAUGAUGAAGCAAAUAUAAAUUUUAAACCACUUUCAACAUUGAUUGAUGAUUCAAAUAUGCUAUACAAUAAUGUGGGAAGCUUUUCUUUAAGCAAUUCUAGAGAGUUCCUGAUUCCCAAAAGUAUAAACCUUGUUGAUGAGUUGAUUGAUGAUAUUGAAAGGCUUAGUAUGAUGAAGGGUUCUAGUAACCAAAAUAAUAUUGUCUUUGAAGAAGAAGAAAUGACUCUACCAAGAAUGGAAUUUGAUGAUCAAGAUAUUUUGUAUGCAAACUAUCUUGAUCCAAUUUAUGAGGAGGCAAAUAUCAAUUUUGAACCAUUUUCAACCUUGGUUGAUGAUUCAAAUAUGCAAUACAAUAAAAUGGGAAGCUUUUCUUUAAGCAAUUCUAGAGAGUUCCUCAUUCCCAAAAGCAUAAACAAUGUUGAUGAAUUGAUUGCUAGUGUUGAAGAAUUUAGUAUGAUGAAGGAUUCUAGUAACCAAAAUAAUAAUGCCUCCGAAGAAGAAAUGACUUUACCAAGAGUGGAAUCCAAUCAUCAAGACAUUAUGCAUGCAAACUAUCUUGAGGAAAAUAUCAACUUCGAACAACUUUCAAGGUUGGUUAAUGAUUCAAAUAUGUUAUACAAUAAUGUGGAAAGUUCUUCUUUAAGCAAUCAUAUUGUCCCAACAUUGAAUGAUAGGUUUUCUACACACCCAGAAUGUUUGUACUUUCAAGAUGAGGAAAAUAUCAACAACCUUGAACCACUUUCAAAGUUGGAUGAUGAUUUAAAUAUGCCAUAUAAUAAUGUGGAAAAUACUUCUUUGUCUGUGGUACCGGAUCUUCUUACAUUCCCGGAAAAUACUUCUUUAUCCAUGGUACCGGAUCUUCUCACAUUCCCAGAAUGUUCUCACACUCAAGAUAGGGAAGAUACACUUCCAUCAUUUCCAUCAUGUAAUAUGGUUUUCGAUCAAGAUCUUCCUCCAAUUCCACAAUGUUCAUACAAUCUUGAUAUGGAUUAUCAACUUCCUUCGGAGAUGUUUUUUGACCAAUAUCCUCAAAAUCCAAUUCAAUCAUCUGAGGAGAUUCAAUAUGAGAUAUUAGAACCUUGGUUACUAGCUGAAUGCGUUCCUUUUUGGCCCUUUGAUCAAUGA
Vicia villosa (hairy vetch) is the source of this 1698-nucleotide messenger RNA. RefSeq names its product transcription factor MYB124-like. The record is from RefSeq and is a predicted model, not a curated record. The transcript has 3 exons. The coding region runs from base 1 to 1698 and encodes 565 amino acids. NCBI's taxonomy places the organism in Eukaryota, Viridiplantae, Streptophyta, Magnoliopsida, Fabales, Fabaceae.